Molecule: messenger RNA, 1026 nt
Organism: Fusarium oxysporum Fo47
Lineage: Eukaryota; Fungi; Ascomycota; Sordariomycetes; Hypocreales; Nectriaceae
Product: chaperonin 10-like protein
Exons: 5
Coding region: 1-1026 (341 amino acids)
Molecular function (GO): oxidoreductase activity, acting on NAD(P)H
Source: RefSeq, a predicted model, not a curated record
AUGUCGCCCAACCAAGCUGCGUGGAGUUUAGCCUCCAAAGCCAAGCCUCUUGUGGUUCAAGACGCCCCGAUGCCCAAGCCUGGUCCCAUGCAGGUCGUGAUUCAAUCUAAAGUUAUUGCCCUUAAUCCCGUGGAAUGGAAGGUCCAAGACUUUGAUUUCUUCCACAACAAAUACCCUCUCAUCAUGGGUGCGGAUGUUGGUGGGCUUAUUGAGGAAGUCGGAGAAGGCAUCAGCCAUUUACACAAAGGGCAACGAGUGAUUGGAUACUGCAUGGUUCUCGGAGUUAACGAUGCUCGAUUCGGUGCGUAUCAGAGGUAUCCUCUGGUCUACGAAACUCUUGUCUCGCCCGUCCCGGAACACAUGAGCUUGACACAGGCUGUGGUGCUGCCUCUCGCCAUCACUACGGCCGCUGUGAGUCUGUAUCAUCCAAACCAUCUAGCUUUCCCUUUACCGCAGAAGGACCCGAUCAGGACUGGAAAGACGAUUCUGAUCUGGGGCGGUGCCUCCAGCGUUGGGGCAACGGCCGUGCAGUUGGCUGUAGCUUCAGGUUUUAAGGUUGUUGCGACGGCUUCAAAGCGCAAUCAUGAUCUAGUGUACUCUCUUGGUGCGUCACUCGUGCUCGACUAUAAGUCAGAAACCAUCGUGGACGACGCAGUGGCCGCGUUAGAGGAUUAUGAUCUCGCUGGAUGCUAUGAUGCCAUCUCCGAGCCCCAAACGUUGGAACCCCUUGGCGCCAUCUUGGAUCAGCUUGGACCGCAUAAGGUGUGCCUGGUUGUGCCUCCUACAAAAGAGGUUUCCCAUAAUAUGAAGUGGACGUUCUCGAUGACUUUCGAGAUAAUGGAUGACAAGGGUAAGCCUGUUGGUGAUUACAUCUGGCACAAGUAUGUACCUGAGGCUCUCGCCGAUGGUAGACUACAUCCGAAGCCAGAUCCCCUGGUGAUCAGCAGAGGUAUCGAAACCAUCCAGGAUGGUUUAAAUCGGCUGAAGAAAGGUGUCUCAGCUCAAAAGCUGAUCGUUGAAGUGUAA